AAGAUUGUCAAAUCAAGUAUAUGUAUCACUGAAAUAAAUCAGACUCUAUACCAAGGUUCUCGAUUGUAACAGGUGAUUUUUCAAGUACCUACUUAAACAAAUAGAGUUUAAUUUUCCUAACAUGUGUAGUGCCGUGUUCCAGUGCGGGUAAUGGUCGGCUAGGCCGCGGACUGGCGCGGACGCAUGAGGCGCCGCUUGUCAAGCACACGCGACCCACGGAACUAUAUAGAGCAGUUAGAAUGAUGUAGCUGAAAAUUCGCUUAUGACAUUGAAUCACUACUCGAAAAGUCACAAAAAACAUAAAAUUACUAACAACUUUAAAGGAAAUAAAUUUUAUUUAUUUUUCGAAUAUUUUCUUUAGUACGGGUAUAGUUUUUCUGUUAAUUUAAAACUAAUUCUUUGGUCCUCAUAAUAAAAGUAGAGAUGGCAUAAUAUCCAAUUGAUGGCAGUGUUAAGUAGAUUCGAAAUACGAGAUUUUUACAGGUAACAACUGACUUAACAAUUAUGACAAACUAUUCCUAAUUCCAGGCAUGAACAUGGAAUCAAUAGUUUUACUAAACUGUUAAUGUACUAGCACCUUCAUACGUGUACUACAAGCAUACUGACACACUCAACUUCUAAUGGCUUCCACAGCUCUAUAGGAGAUCCUCUCUCCAAGCAGUUUGAAUGUCCCGUUCUCUCGGCAGUGCGCAGCGUCCCGCUACGAGAGCUCGGCAUACAGCCAGUGCCAGUGUAACAUCACUUCCGAACGCGCUGGCCGAACGCAUCCGCGCCUAGACCGCAACAAAAAAAAUAUAUUUAAAAAGUGUCGCCGGACGCGCACGCGAGCGCGCCAAUUCGAAAGUUGUUUAAUAUUUUAUGAAAAACUCUUUUUGUAAUUAUUUUUACAGUAGAGCGAACUUUAGUAGGUAUUAUAAAUGUCCAGGUGAACUGUGCUACUUUCAUCUUGUGUUGUGAUUUAUUUAAACGGUUUCAUCAGGCUGAAAAUGGCGCGACACACGCUCAUAUUUUUGGUCCUAUGCAUAUCAGCUCGCUUCGUGCUGCCGGAGCCGACGCUGGCGCCGCCGACGGACGCGCCGGCCGAGCCGCGCGACGAGACGCUCACGGAGGAGGAGCCUCCCGAGGGGUACUACGCCUUCGUCGAGUCUCCAAACGCCACACCACCCAGAGUCCGUCCACCACCUUACCGACAGGUGUCGUCGCCGUGUCCCGAGGCGGAGGCGGCGCGGCCGCAUGUGUCGGCCGCCAACUUGUGCGGGGACCUCAACCGCGGCAUCAUCCCGCGGAACCCCAUGGGGCAGAACCCCAACGGCGAGCCCUACCCCUUCGAGGUGAUCCGCAACCAGACGCUGCGCUUCCUGUCGCGCACGCUGCCGGUGCUGCGCGCGGACGACACGCUGCCGCGCGUGGCGCACCUGCCGCCGCCGCACUACGAGCGCGACGCCAACGACCUGCAACACAACCGGCUGGAGGAGCGCAGCAAGCGCUCGCUGCAGGAGGCGAGCGGCGAGGACGGUGACGUCACGCGCGCGCAACACCGCGCCGCGCCCGAGCCCGCGCGGGACUCGCGCAAGUUCUGCGACAACGGCGGCGUGUUUUGCAUGCUUUAUCGUGCCAUCAACGGCGACAGCGAGUCAAGCGCUAGUGUAGAGAGGCGUGAGGACCCUGGCCCACAGGCGCACGCACCGAACGCACCUCAUCAUAGAUACGAGGGCCCGCCCACACCCUGUCCGGCGCGUGUGGAGUACGCGACGCCAGUGUUCGCGCGCAACUACCAGGGCGUGUGGCGCUACGUCGUGCAGAUCCCCUACGAAGGGUACUUCACACAAACCGUCGAGGUCACCAGAUGCAUGCAGUCCCGCUGCCACUACCUGGACGGCGGCUGCCUGAGCUCGCCCCGCUGGGUGUCGCUGCUGGUGGCCGAGCUGCACUACCCGCCCCGGCAUAACAAGCACACUCCCGAGUACGAGCAGUACGGCGCGGCCGAGCCCGAGCCCAGCACCGACAAGCCGCCGCACUGCGACGGACACGACGAGAUGGGCUGCUACCAGGUGCGGCUGUACUACGACUGGUUCCUGGUGCCGGGCUCGUGUAAGUGUUGGCGCCCCGACUACUUCGCGCGCUACGUGCGCCGCCGGCAGAACACUGAGCUCUAAUCACGAGGGGACACACACACACACACACACACACCUCACAUCUACUCAUUUCAUAGAGUUUCUUAAGUUCCAUAUUCCUCUCUUCUUGCAACAGCUCUCAAAAGCUUGCUUUAAGCUAUUUAAAUGAAAGGCACUCGGUAUUGCCGUCUAGUUCUCAUAUUAGCAAGUCCUGCUUUAAGAGUUUCGACACAAGAUAGUGAGGUAUUAUUUAUACAUCGGGGUGUACCCGGAAUCGCACACAUGACAUGAUAAAUCAUCUUACAUCUUUAUUUAAUGUGUAUUUCAUUUUUUGACCCAAGAAAUAUCUUGCGGUACCUACUCGUUCAAGUUAAAAUUUAAACUUGCUCUAUCGUACCUCCGUUUAGGUGUCUUAUGAAAAAAGGCUUUUGAACAAAAGAAUGAUUUCCUAUCGCUUGCGAGUAAGAUUUUGGUGCUACUGCUACUAAUCGUUGUGACAUUAAGACUGUAUCUUUUAAUAAAGUAAGUACUUAGGUAUGUUCGUACCAAAAUAUAUGGACGGAGGCGAGAUCUCUUAACGACUUAGUAUUUAAUAUCAUUAGUUAGAAUUCCAAUACAUAAGAAUUCAAUUCUAAAACAUCAAGUACAGAUUGUUACAUAUUUUAAAUUUCUCUGAAACUUUUUUUAUGCAAUAAUAAUUUUAGCAAUGCAACACCGAAUCCCUCCUCCUUAUUUAAUGGAUUAUGUACUUACUUAGUUUAGAGUAAUAAGCUAAGCUUGUUCUGUAGAAAUACUCGUUACAUAUUAUUAUAGUUGCUUAGUGUUAGAACAAUAAUUGUAUUAAAGCUCAAACUGCAUUUAUAAUUUGUAACUAUUGUAAAAAUUUACACAACCAUGCUCCCUUCAACUCAUGUGUGUAGUUGUAUUCGCACUUUAACUUACCACGGUGAGGUGGUUAUAGAAGAGAGAUGGCGCUAUACAAUGCGUAGCGCGCCGUCUUACUCCCACAACUCCGAGUGCCGUUCUUUAAGAGCUAGUGGUGGACGCCCGACAUCGCACUCUCGUGUAGUGUAAGGGAGCAUGGUUUUGAUAUUUGUUAGUAAGAUAAGCUAGUAUAAUCUUAUUUAUAUAUUAGAUUAAGCAUCGUUGUAAAUGUAUUAAUAAAGAACUGGAUUAAA
Trichoplusia ni (cabbage looper) is the source of this 3292-nucleotide messenger RNA. RefSeq lists its product as uncharacterized. Gene Ontology annotation, cellular component: extracellular region. Gene Ontology annotation, molecular function: Toll binding; growth factor activity. The transcript is spliced from 10 exons. NCBI's taxonomy places the organism in Eukaryota, Metazoa, Arthropoda, Insecta, Lepidoptera, Noctuidae. Bases 987 to 2156 code for a protein of 389 amino acids. Gene Ontology annotation, biological process: regulation of Toll signaling pathway; central nervous system formation; innate immune response. The record is from RefSeq and is a predicted model, not a curated record.